Molecule: messenger RNA, 1197 nt
Organism: Yamadazyma jaroonii
Lineage: Eukaryota; Fungi; Ascomycota; Pichiomycetes; Serinales; Debaryomycetaceae
Source: the annotation of a GenBank genome assembly
AUGACUAAAGGUUCAAUUUACAGUGAAAUAACCCCAUCAGAAUUAGAUCCUAUUGCUAUCAUUGCUCAAAAAUAUAACAAUGAUCCAAGUCCUAAAAAAGUUGACUUAUCAAUAGGUGUUUAUAAACCAGAAAAUGGUGAUGCCAAAUAUACUUUCCCAUCAGUUAAGUUAGCAAAAAAAGAUAUCUUUGAGAAUGAUCAAGGACAUCCAUACCAUUACAUGAGUGGAUGGCCAGAAUUCAUCGCUGGAGCUCAAGAAACUGUUUUCGGUAAAAAUGAUAAAAGUAAUGUUACUUCGAUUCAAACCAUCUCAGGGACCGGAGCUGUCCAUAUUGGUAUUGAAUUCUUAAGAGAACUCGGAUUAACUGAAUUCUAUGUUGGAAAUCCAGCAUGGGGAAACUAUGAAAGUAUGAUUAAAAGUUGUAACAGUAACGUUAACUUUUUCAAUCAUUAUGAUAACGAAACAGGUAAGGCAGAUAUUGAUUCAUUAUUCAAAACUAUUGAUACUAUGCCAACAGAUGGUGUUUUAUUAUUACAAGGAUGUUGUCAUAACCCUACCGGUGCUGAUUACACCAAUGAACAAUGGGAACAAAUAGCUGAAAAGGUUAGAUCAAGAGGAGUUUUUGUUAUGUUUGAUUUAGCUUACCAAGGAUUCGGUUCUGGUGAUAAAGAUAAAGAUGCUUAUGGAGUUCGUCAUUUUCAUAAACAAAAUUUGGAGUUCAUUGUUUGUGAAUCAUUUUCCAAAAAUAUGGGAUUAUAUGGUGAAAGACUUGGAUGUUUACAUGUUGUAAGUAACGAUAAACAAAAUUUAAACAACAUUUCAAAUUUAUUGGUAAACAUUUUCAGAGCACAAUGUUCAUUUGCUCCAUUAUUCGGAGCUAGAAUUGCAUCCAAUAUUUUCAGAGACUUCAAACAACAAUGGGAUGAAGAUGUUUAUGCUGUUUAUGAAAGAUUAUCAGAUUUAAGAAUCAAAAUUGCCGAAAAGUUCAAGAAGUUAGGUACCCCAGGUAAUUGGGAUUCAAUUUUAAAGCAAAAUGGAUUAUUCUGGUUUACCGAUUUAACUCCACAACAAAUUGAUACUUUAAUCAAUGAAUAUCACAUUUAUUUACCAUACAAUGGUAGAUUCAAUGUUGCAGGAUUCAAUAAUGCAAACUUAGAUUACGUUAUCGAAAGUAUUGACGAAGUUGUUAGAAAAUAA